Messenger RNA from Oreochromis niloticus (Nile tilapia), 3315 nucleotides. Its product is annotated as tissue factor. Gene Ontology annotation, molecular function: cytokine receptor activity; protein binding. The transcript has 7 exons. Bases 111 to 944 code for a protein of 277 amino acids. NCBI's taxonomy places the organism in Eukaryota, Metazoa, Chordata, Actinopteri, Cichliformes, Cichlidae. Gene Ontology annotation, cellular component: plasma membrane. Gene Ontology annotation, biological process: blood coagulation; cytokine-mediated signaling pathway. The record is from RefSeq and is a predicted model, not a curated record.
CCAUUACCCUUGUGUGUGCAGCUGAACGGAAGCGGCACCAAUCCUUUUCAGCUCCUUCUGCUCUCUUCAGCUAACAGAUCAGGACAGAGAAAGGACACACUGGUACUAACAUGGCAACUGUAAAAACUCUGCUUUGGCUGGGACUCUUUCUGUCUGCCUUCGGCAUAACCACUGCAGAUGUGAACUCAGUCCCCAGAGCACAAAAUGUCCACUGGGUGUCUCUGGACUUCACCACCCAUCUUCGCUGGAGUGUGACAUCCUCUGACUACACAUACACUGUCAGGUUUUCUGGUGAAGGAGCUAACUGGGAAGAAAGUCCUAAUUGUAUCCAAAUAUCAGCAUCAGAAUGUGACCUGACACAGUCCCUAAAAGCCUCGGAUAGGGCCUACUCUGCUGAUGUUCUAACAGAAAUCACGGACAUGGACUAUGAACUCCCUCACACUUAUUCUUCCAAGUUCAAUCCCUAUAGAGAGAGUAACAUCAGUGCUGUGGGAUUCACUGUGGAGCCAUUGGAUCAUAGAAGAGUAAUAGUGAACAUCACAGAUCCUUUAACCUCCAUUUAUGAUCGUCAGAAGCAGCUCAGCAUCAGGGACAUUUUCAAAAAAGAUCUUAAUUAUAAGAUCAGCUACUACAAGUCUGGAAGCACAGGAAAGAGAGAUGUGAUAUCAAACUCAAGUAUGACACAGAUACAGGGGCUGGAUGAAGGAGAGAGUUACUGUUUCAUGGUGGCAGCGUUCAUCAUCUCCAGACCCAAAGCCACUCAGCAGGGAUCCUGGAGCAUGCAACAGUGCACAGAAAGAGCCUCGGGCAUCCCCCUAGGUUUGAUUGUUGUUGCAGGCUUCAUCAUGUUAACAGUCCUCAUCGUCAUCGUCACAGUGACCGUCCUCUGCUGUCGCCAGAGAAACAAAACUCUCCAAACGUCUCAGUCAUCAGCACCAGUGUAAAGUGCUUGGGUUAAGUUUGCUCUCUGAAGCCAAGUUUACACUGUAUUAUGGGUAUUAUUUCUUUAUUUCAUAUUCAAGUUCUUUAUUUAGUUGACACUGAAAGUAAAAGACUUCAUCAAGAAUUUGGUUUUUCACGUUUACCCGUGCUUGUCCUUUCAUUUGUGCGAUCAUCGGGUACAUCAGGAAAACAGCAACCAAAACCAGUCUGCUACAUCAAAGUCAUGAUUUGUGUCUAAAUGAUUGGAUUUUGUCAAACUGAGUGAGCUUAUUAGAAUGUUCAUGCCUGAAGUACAGCAUCAUUUAUUAGCCUGUCUUUUGGUGGAAUCUGCGUCCAACUCAAUUUUAGUUUGCAUGGAGCUCAUUUACUGUAAAGUCAUUUUCAUUAAACAACAUUUCUUUUUCUAAAUUAACUGAAAUAUAUUAUUAAGUCACAAUCACAGUUUAUCUGUAAUCUUCAUUUAUAAAAAUGUUUAAAUGGUUUAAGAUUAUAGAAAAAGCAAAUAGUUUGACAAGUAUUUUGGUAAAUGUGCAGCACAGUGGUGGGGUAGUUAGCACCUGGGUCCUGGGUUUAGUUCCAGCAUCUGCCUGGAGCCUUUCCUUUCACGUCAUGUCUGCGUGGGUUCUCUCUGGGUACUCUGGCUUCCUCCCACAGUUUAAAGACAUGCAGUUACUGGGGUUAAGUUUGGUGAAUGUAAAUUGCCCAUACGUGUGAAUAGUUGUCUGUCUGUCUCUCAUUUCUCCUUGCAAAACAUUGGCACCCUGUCCAGGGUGUACCCUGCCUUUCACCCCAUGGCACCUUGGACAGGCUCUUGCCCACUGUGACCCUGAACUGGUUAAGCAGAAGAAGAUGGACGGACAGCUGGUAAUUGAAGCUGUUGCAAGUUCGUUUUGAUGUCAUAUCUGCAUCAGUUUGAUGUGCUGUUUUGUCAGGAGUUACUUAGGAAGACUUUCCAACAUAUUUGUGUGUCUGAGCCAAAUCUUUUGCCUUUUUCUUCUUUUGGACCCAGUAUGUUUCAAAUUUGAAUGUUCAGGUCUUAUAAUUCACCACUGCUGGCUAGUGAACACAGUGGACUCUUUAGCAGCUAUUUUCUCCCGAGUGGGGGGAGACAAAAGGUCCAUGAAUUAUUCUAUUUGUAUAUAAAUAGCGUUAAAUAAAAGCUGAAGAUUACUUUACUACUUUUAUCUCAUCUUGUUGUUUUCAUCGAUAAUUCAGAUCCCAAAUGUAGCAGAAACAUCAAUUUCAUACUUCUGUCAACAGCCACUGCUGGUGAGCCCUCUUGUAUCCAUUGUACUCAUUUUCAGUAAACAAAGGCUGGUCUUGGGCCCAGCUGGCCUGCCCCAGCACCAGGAAUUCAGCGCUUCCUAAGUUGGAGCCAUGUGUCAGCAGAUGCAGCUGACAGAUCAUUUUUUCAGCUUUCACUAUGUAACAUUCAGGCCAGAUUCAAAGGCGCUACAGCAGAACUGGCCCCCUACCUGUCUGAACAGAAGCUUUCCAUCCUUGUCUUUGAAAUUGUCUGUGAAUUGCCUAAGAACAGGUAAUCAAAGACACCUAGUCUUUGAUUUAUGACUAUCUGAAGGUAAAAAUGUUUCAGAUAUGAAACAAUUCUUUCUUACAAAGCACAAUUAAUAAAACAUCUCCAAAUUCCUUAUCAAUCCAAUCUUAUCCUUUCACUACGCACCUCUUUACCCCACAGCUGGUGGUGGCUCAUGACUGCCCUUCCCAGAGCCCAGUCUUGUUGGAGGUUUCCUCCUGUUAAAAAGGGAGUUCCUUUUUCCCACCAUUGCCAAGUGCUGACACUCAGGGGUCAUCUGAUAGUUCUCGCUUUGUAUUGGCAGCAGGAACAGACAAUAGAGAUGGAAAAGCAGACCGCACUAUGGCUUGCAGAUGACUUUUAUUUCUUAGUUUUUUCAUCACACAUUUAAGACACCAAAUCGUACAUUAGACAUAAAUGAAUCAUCAUCACAAUAAACCAUGGCUGCAUCAUGACAAAACACAGAAUUUCUUCUGAAUAUGCUGUCCUUCGACCAUAGCUUUGGAGCACAUACAUAUACAUCGUAGAAAACACACACACUUCAAAGAAUGAAAAGCUCCACAGGGAACUUGAUGUCUGCCUCUCUGAACAGUAGAACAGCUCUGCCAAUGCUUUGGGUAAUAUUCUUAUCCUGUGUGGGUAAGUAAAGGCAGCCGGUAAAAUGAGCAUAUAGAUAUUUUAAAUCAGAGAAAUGAACAGCUUUCUGUGUAUAUAAUACAACUAAUUGCAGACCUUGUCAUUUUUAGUGUGUGCUGUAUGUGUCUAUGUACAGUGAUGCAUUUUUGCUUUUUUUGGAUGUUACCUUGGCAAUCGAUUAAAACAUACUUUAGCCCUGGAGA